Messenger RNA from Polyodon spathula (Mississippi paddlefish), 2089 nucleotides. RefSeq names its product transport and Golgi organization protein 1 homolog. The transcript is spliced from 19 exons. Gene Ontology annotation, biological process: endoplasmic reticulum to Golgi vesicle-mediated transport; vesicle cargo loading; protein secretion. The coding region runs from base 1 to 2055 and encodes 684 amino acids. Lineage: Eukaryota; Metazoa; Chordata; Actinopteri; Acipenseriformes; Polyodontidae. Gene Ontology annotation, cellular component: endoplasmic reticulum exit site; endoplasmic reticulum membrane. The record is from RefSeq and is a predicted model, not a curated record.
AUGAAGAACCUUAGCAGUGCAUGUGUAACAGGUAGCUGUCACCUUUGGCUAUCUCCUUCCUGGACUACACCACCUGGUGGUUGGCUAGUGAGCACCAACUCACUGGGAAAUACUUCCCCUAGUAGUACUACACAGAAGACUUCGCACUCAGCCAGUCGGAAGCAGCCCCACAAUGGAACCGGAGCCGAAGGUCACGCAAAAGCUUUUAUCGAAGAUGGUCAAGACAACAGGAACCACAGUCCGGAGUCCCUCCACGAGCAAGAAAGUGCAUCGCCUCGUCUGGAUUGGCUUCUGCUGCGCUGCCAGUCUCCCAGAGCCUCAAUCACCACUGCAGUCCCCCUGGGAGAGAAGAUAGAGAGGAACGAAAACAAGAUGACAGAAAAGCAACUGGGGGAAAGAGUUCUGCAGUUAUUUGAAGAAAAAUGUGAAGUUCUUGAAAAAAUAUCAGAAUUGAAACAGAAGAUUAAGGAAAGUGAACAGCAGUUAGUGGAGUCCGAGAAAACAAAAUCCUCUUCUGCCCAUGAAAAUGAAAAACUUCAGGAAGCAUUUGAAGCUUUACAACAAAAUAAUGAAAACCUGAUGGAAAAGCUCAGGACACUGCAGUCUGCUGUAGAAGAAGAAAGGAGAAAGAACCUGCAUCAAGAAGAAAGAUUGUCUGACACUCAAAAGUCAUUCAAGAAGCUUCAGAGUUUAAUUAAUUCUAAGAGUGCUGAACUGUCAAAGGUACAAACUUGUUUGGAAGAGGCCAGACUAAAAGAAGCAGCAGUAAAAGCUGAACUGCAAUCUGUGUUGAAAGAAAACAACACUUUAAAAGACAGUAACAAAAAUCUAUUGAAAGAGGCCAGAAGCUGGGAAGAGCAAUACAGAGAACUUUCUGAGCAAAUGAAAACACUCCAGAAGAGUCAGAAAGAUUCAGAAGACACUAUUGCAAGUAAAGACAAUGAAAUAAAGGUUUUGUCCGAUUGCAUUACUGAGUUAAGACAGCUUGAAACCGAAGCUAAAUGUGAGACUGUGGAGUUGCAGAAAGGAGAUGCCAAGUCCAAUGAAGAAACUCAAGGUAAAAAGAAUGAUGCCAUGAAGAACAAGAUAAAACAGAUGAUGGACGUGUCACGGAUAAAGACAACUCUGACAAUUGUUGAAGGAGAACGAGACCGAUAUAAGGCAAAACUACUGGCUGAAGAAAAUUCCAGACACCAACUGGAAGAGCAAAUACAAAAGCUGGAGCAUGGUCAUGCUUCUUUGAAAAGCGAGAAGUCCCAUCUCGAAAUUGAAUUCAAGACCAUGGAACAGAAACUGGACAUCAUGGAUAAGUUGUACCAACAGAAAGAGAAUGCACUCCAGCAAAAACUAACACAGGAAGAGUAUGAGCGUCGUGAAAAGGAGCAGAAACUAUCUGAAGUCGAUAGCAAGGCUGUGCAAGCACGAGAAGAAUUAAAGAUUUACAAGCAAAGAAUUCAAGAAAUCGGGGAGGAAUUACAAAAAACAGACCGCUUUUAUAAAAUUCAGAUUGCAUCUUAUGAAAAGAAAGCACAUGAAAACUGGCUUAAUGCACGAGCUGCUGAAAGGACUUUAGUGGAAGAGAAGAGAGAAACUUCAAACCUAAGACAAAAACUUGUUGAAGUUAAUGAUAAACUCAAAGAAAUCCAAAGAACUUCCCUAAUUAAAUCAACCCCUGGCCGCCCAGAUAGACAGAUCCCACCACCACACAGAGGCACACUGAACCAUAACAACUGCUAUGGCCCACCUCCUGUGAGUGGAGGUGACCCUUCCCACCCACCAAUGAUUGAGGGCCCUGGGCACCCUCCUUCUGCUCCUGUGGGUAGAAGAGAACCCUUCGGUCACAUGGAUGGUCAAUUUGGUCCAAGAAGACCCCCACCUGAAACUUCCACACGAUUUUCUGGCCCUGAACGUGGACUUCCACCUCCAUUCAGAGCAGAUGUUGGAGAAUGUGCCCCACCAUUGAUUUCUAGUGGCCCAAGGACUUCCUCGCCUAGCAUUCCAUUGGAUGACUCGGUAAGUCAGCGAGAUGGUUUGAUAACUAGUAAUACAACAUAAGUUGUCUCUUCUUGUAUCUCUGUCCUGUAUUUUU